AUUUAUCAGUAGCUACUCAGAAUCACACUCACGUGUGUGUCCUUCCAGACAGAAACCUUUCACGGAUGUCAGUUUAAAGCCCUCGGAUUCAGGUCGGCAUUGUUUCUAAAGUGAUAUAACUCUGAAUUGAGUGACCGAUCUAACGGAAUACGUCAAAAGUGACGUCACCAGUGAUGGAGCGAAGAGCGCAGGAAACUUCUGAGUAAUAGAGUAUUUAUAAAGAGAAAACUAAAUAUAGCUUUACAGCUGGCCGGAAGUGAUAUAAUGAUACAUUUAGAAAAGAAAUUAUAGGCUACAAUUUGUAAUAACAUUAGAGAAGUUCCAGGCCCGGACUGGUCAUCGGGAGCACCGGGAGAAUUCGGUGGCCUGGCAGCUGAUUUGUCCCGCUGCCCUGUUUUUCUUUUUAUUUCUUUUUAUUUAUUAUUAUUAUUAUUAUUAUUAUUAAUAUUAAUAUUAAUAUUUUAUAUUUAUGCCUUCUCAGUGUACCAAAGUGAUAAUUUCCGAUUUUUUCAUUCGAUAAUAAAUCAUAAAUCGGUUAGUCUUGACUGUCAGCACUGCGCUGUACGAAUCAGCUCACGUGUGUUCCGCUUCUAUCAAAUGAAACGAUUCCGAGUCCGACUGAACCGAAAGCGGCCAGAAGCAAUGAAAUGCAGCUACAUCACUGACCUGUUCAGGGCUUCAAGUGCAGGUGUAGCUGUUAUCAUGGCAACCAGUGCGGUCCCUAGCGACAACCUCCCAACGUAUAAAUUGGUGGUUGUGGGAGAUGGAGGAGUGGGAAAGAGUGCUCUUACCAUCCAGUUUUUCCAAAAGAUUUUUGUGCCAGAUUACGAUCCUACUAUUGAAGACUCCUACUUGAAACACACAGAGAUCGAUGGCCAGUGGGCUAUUUUGGAUGUUUUAGACACAGCAGGUCAAGAGGAAUUCAGUGCCAUGCGAGAGCAGUACAUGAGGACUGGUGAUGGUUUCCUCAUUGUGUUCUCUGUGACGGACAAGGCCAGUUUUGAACAUGUCGACCGCUUUCACCAGCUCAUCCUACGAGUCAAAGACCGGGAAUCUUUCCCUAUGGUUUUGGUGGCUAACAAAGUGGACCUGGUGCAUCUGAGGAAAGUGACAAAUGAACAGGGCUGUGAGAUGGCAGCCAAACACAACAUUACUUACAUUGAAACAAGUGCCAAGGAUCCUCCAAUGAAUGUGGACAGAGCCUUUCAUGAAUUAGUCAGAGUUAUCAGAGAGCAAGUUCCAGAGCGGAGUCUGAAAAAGAAGAAAAAGACAAAGUGGCGCGGAGACAGAGCCAUGAGUUCUCACAAGCUUCACUGUGUGAUAUUGUGACUACCUCUCCAGUUAAAAUCAUCAGCGUUUGGCAACAUAAACUGCCAGAGAGGACAGACUAGAGAUCUGCACUAAUCAGAGGACCACAGACUUUAUCAAAAGAACUGGCAUGAAGUCAGACUAUCUCUUCCUGUCUCAGGGAAGCAUAUUAGGUGAGUCAAGGGAUCCCUGCUGCCAGACCAAGGAGGAGCAAUCAGUACAACACGUCUAAUUUGAAGCACUGCCUGAAACAACAAAAAUCACAGCCAAUCAGAAAAUAUCUGAUGUUUAAUAUUCUAUGUGGGAUAAAAUUUUAGACCAGUGAGAUUGCACAGUGGGCAGAGCUAGAAAGAUCCAUCAAAACCUAAACCAUGCACCACAGUCAUUCACACACCUACAUCAAAAUUGUCUGCAGCUUCCAAACAUUCAUAGAAUUAUGUGGAUGAUUGUUUUGCAGAGCUGUCUGAGCAUUGUUUUCAGUAGUUAAAAAAAUGAUGAAGGGAUAUUGUUGUUUUAACCUUCAAGGAAGACUAAAAUCUGCCUUACAAAGGCAUAUUUAUUGACAUGUUUGAAGGAAUAUGUAGCUAUAAUAGAACUUGUUUAAGAAAACUUAAGUGUCAUUGAGUGUUUGAUACGUUGUCAAUAUUGCCUUUAAAGUUAAGCACAAUAAGUACUGACAUGAUUGAUGGGCCCAUUGCACUAGCAAGACUUUUUGCACUUUCAGUAUUUACUCAUGGGCUUUUGCUGUUUAUAAUUGCCUUGUGAUUUUAAAGGCUGGUGUUUUUGAUUUUGUUGCACACUUACAGUACAGGUGCUCUAAGCCAUUAUUAUAAAUUUUUAUAAUAGUCACACAGAAAAUGCCCUCACUAGCUGAUAGAUAUCAAUAAAAUAGGUCCUAAGAAAUCACAUGUCCCGGUGACAGCUCUGUAAAUUAGAAACACUCCCAUAUAUAUAUUUUAAUUUGUAUAUUGAAAAAGUAACAUAUGGUUUCAUCACAACUAUUAAGCAGCACAACCGUUAUUGAUAAUAAUAGAAAAUGUUUCUUGAGCACCAAAUCUGCAUAUAAUAAUGAUUUCUGAAAGAUGAUGUGAAUGAUAACUGGAGUAAUGGUUGCUAAAAAACA
This is a messenger RNA of Cyprinus carpio (common carp), 2431 nucleotides long. Its product is annotated as ras-related protein M-Ras. NCBI's taxonomy places the organism in Eukaryota, Metazoa, Chordata, Actinopteri, Cypriniformes, Cyprinidae. Gene Ontology annotation, molecular function: GTP binding; GDP binding; GTPase activity. The record is from RefSeq and is a predicted model, not a curated record. Gene Ontology annotation, cellular component: plasma membrane. Gene Ontology annotation, biological process: signal transduction.